This is a messenger RNA of Cyphellophora attinorum, 1371 nucleotides long. RefSeq names its product RuvB-like helicase 1. NCBI's taxonomy places the organism in Eukaryota, Fungi, Ascomycota, Eurotiomycetes, Chaetothyriales, Cyphellophoraceae. Bases 1 to 1371 code for a protein of 456 amino acids. The transcript is spliced from 3 exons. Gene Ontology annotation, biological process: chromatin remodeling; box C/D snoRNP assembly; regulation of transcription by RNA polymerase II. Gene Ontology annotation, cellular component: R2TP complex; NuA4 histone acetyltransferase complex; Ino80 complex. Gene Ontology annotation, molecular function: DNA helicase activity; ATP binding; ATP hydrolysis activity. The record is from RefSeq and is a predicted model, not a curated record.
AUGGUGUCUCUCUCGGAAGUGAAGAACACACAGCGGGAGAACAGGACAGCGGCGCAUACACAUAUUCGAGGUCUCGGACUACGGCAAGAUGGCACUGCGGACACGUCGGGGCAGGGUUUCGUGGGGCAGACGGCUGCUCGAGAGGCAUGCGGCGUAGUGGUCGAUCUGAUCAAAGCAAAGAAGAUGAGCGGCAGGGCGAUUCUUCUAGCGGGAGGACCUGGCACCGGCAAGACAGCACUCGCCCUCGCAGUAUCACAAGAGCUCGGCAGCAAAGUGCCAUUCUGCCCAAUAGUCGCCAGCGAAGUCUACAGCACCGAAGUGAAGAAGACAGAGGCACUGAUGGAGAACUUUAGACGAGCAAUCGGCUUGCGAGUUCGAGAAACGAAAGAGGUCUACGAAGGAGAAGUCACCGAGCUCGUCCCCGAAGAAGCAGAAAACCCUCUUGGAGGCUACGGGCGCACUAUAUCACAUCUAAUACUCACCCUCAAGUCCGCCAAAGGCACCAAGAAACUCCGCCUCGACCCCUCCAUCUACGAAGCCAUCACUAAAGAGCGCGUCACCGUAGGUGAUGUCAUCUAUAUCGAAGCCAAUACUGGCGCUUGCAAGAGAGUUGGUCGGUCCGACGCCUACGCUACCGAGUUCGACCUGGAAGCCGAAGAAUACGUCCCUGUACCCAAGGGCGAAGUGCACAAGAAGAAGGAAGUCGUACAAGACGUCACCCUGCACGAUCUGGACAUUGCCAAUGCGCGACCACAGGGCGGACAGGACGUUAUGUCCAUGAUGGGCCAGCUGAUGAAGCCCAAGAAGACCGAGAUCACGGACAAGCUCCGUCACGAAAUCAACAAGGUCGUGUCCAGGUACAUCGACCAAGGUGUCGCCGAGCUCGUGCCGGGUGUCCUCUUCAUCGACGAAGUCCACAUGCUCGACAUUGAGUGCUUCACCUACCUCAACCGCGCUCUCGAGCAGCCCAUCAGUCCGAUCGUCAUCCUCGCCUCGAAUCGUGGCAAUACUGUUGUCCGGGGCACGGACGACAUCGUCGGCGCCCACGGCCUCCCAGCUGAUCUCCUCAAUCGAUUGCUCAUCGUGCCGACACACCCGUAUAAUGCUGAGGAGGUCAGUCUGAUCAUCAAAUUGAGGGCGAAGCUCGAAGGGCUGGCGCUGAGUGACGGAGCGCUGCAGAAAGUGUCAGAACACGGCACGAAGGUCAGUCUAAGAUAUGCGCUGCAGCUGCUGACGCCAGCGAGCAUAUUGUCAAAGGUGAACGGCCGGACAGAAAUUGCGGCAGAUGAUGUGGCUGAAUGCGAGGAUCUAUUCAUCGAUGCGAGGCGGAGCGCCAAGGUGGUAGAUGGGAGUACAGGGUUCAUAAGCUGA